This is a messenger RNA of Psilocybe cubensis, 1647 nucleotides long. RefSeq lists its product as uncharacterized. Lineage: Eukaryota; Fungi; Basidiomycota; Agaricomycetes; Agaricales; Agrocybaceae. The record is from RefSeq and is a predicted model, not a curated record. Gene Ontology annotation, molecular function: protein binding. The transcript has a single exon. The coding region runs from base 1 to 1647 and encodes 548 amino acids.
AUGUCUGCCCCUUUGUUGUCUUCACAACUAGGCUCAACCUACAUCCCCAAUGAGAUCGAGCUCGUCACAAUAAAGCAACAUAUAUCAGAACACAUGGCCGAGUUAAAGGUUCUUGAGGCAAGGGUGGACCUGGCUCUCAAAGCGUAUGAAGACCUUCGCACACAAUACGACACGCUAUCCUUGAAGAUCGACCAAUACAAGGCAUUGGCCUCCCCAUUACGACGGCUUCCUACUGAAAUCCUAGCGGAGAUCUUUUUCUACUGCCUCCCCACCGAGACAAAUUCAAUCAUUAGCCCAAACGAAGCACCGUUGAUCCUCACUCGCGUAUGCAGUAAAUGGCGCAAGAUUGCUCUCACCACACCCAUUAUUUGGUCCACAAUUCACAUUUCUACACCACCCAUAGAUUCACGGAACUCGCUUACCCUCCGAGAUGAUUAUAUUUCUCGGCAAGUCGAAUGUCGAACUAAACUGGUUUUUGACUGGAUUGCUCGGUCGGGGGAAUGUCCACUGUACAUAUCGAUCUUCAUACCCGUCAAUUCCCACCCUGUCUGGGCAGGUUUUGAGAAACAAGUGCUGAGAUGCCUGAACAGUAACUCCCACCGUUGGAAGGAAACCAACUUCAACAUGCCUUCGAGGUAUCUGUCCGAUAUAUUUGCGAUGGAUAGGUCAAAAUUCCCCAUGUUGACCUCUUUGGCCAUAACCGUUGUGGAUUUAUAUUUGCUAGAUCGGCCUACGUUGGCUCAAAGGCACGGGAUUUGUGAAGCAUCAAACCUCACUGCUGUCUCAUUCGAAAAUAUACCCGAGGAUCUCACCCAGCUCCCAUUGCAUUGGGCACGCCUUCAUACAUUAUCUUUGACCUGCGGAUCAAGGUCAAUAUCCGACGUGGGGAAGGUGUUAGAGUCAUGCAAGUCACUUUUCCGGCUUCAUAUCGUGGCUACGCCCAAUUCCUCUUCUUCAUACAAUAAAACCAUUACUCUUCCGAUGCUAAAUUCGUUGAUUCUUUUUGACACUGGAUGUAACUUCUUGGAUUGUCUGGAUGUCCCUUCCCUCCAAUAUAUUAGAUAUCAUUACACUUAUCCUGAAGGCAAAGGCACUCUGUUGUCAUUUAUACCACGAGUAGCCAACGGUCUUCAAACUCUUAUCUCAGACUUUCAACUGUUGUCGAACGAGGAUUUUCUACUGUGCCUCCGUCACUGUCCUAACCUCGUCAACCUGUCCAGCUGCCCUAAGCCCAAUUUGGCGAUCUUUGUGAGAGUUUCCCGAACUCAGCAAACGCCCCAACGACACCUCAACUUUAAUGACGCUCUAUUAGACUUGCUGUGCACCCCGGAUUCCGCAGGCCGCUUUUUCCUACCAAAGUUACAAAUCAUUGACUGGGGUACUCCAGCACAUUUCUCCGACGAAAAGCUGUUAGAAUUCAUACAUCUUCGGCGAGACAGAUCCAGUCCUGGGGUCAGCAAGUUAAAGAGAAUUGUGGUACUUCGGGAACAUGAAUCUGAUAAUUCACAGAUGGAAACGAUCUUAAAACAAUUCAACGACAAAGACUCUUUCAAAGUCGAUAUACGCUAUGCUAAACCUUCAAAUUCGCGCAUAGUUCUACAAGUUGAUCCUCGUCUUGGCCUCCCCUCUCAAUUAUGGCUCUCUUGA